Molecule: messenger RNA, 659 nt
Organism: Lolium perenne
Lineage: Eukaryota; Viridiplantae; Streptophyta; Magnoliopsida; Poales; Poaceae
Product: photosystem I reaction center subunit VI, chloroplastic
Biological process (GO): photosynthesis
Cellular component (GO): chloroplast thylakoid membrane; photosystem I reaction center; photosystem I
Source: RefSeq, a predicted model, not a curated record
GUCCACCGAACUACGUCUGUGCACCUACCCGCCACAGCAUCAUCGUCUUCAGAAGAAGAAAGGACUGUACAGCUCGCAGCAAUGGCGUCCCUCGUCGCCGUCCAGCCGGUCGCCGUGAAGGGCCUCUCCGGCAGCUCCAUCUCCGGCCGCAAGCUCGCCGUCCGGCCCUCCUCCGCCCGCUCCAUCCGCAGGGCUCGGGGCGCGGCGGUGGUGGCCAAGUACGGCGAGAAGAGCGUGUACUUCGACCUGGACGACAUCGGCAACACGACGGGGCAGUGGGACCUGUACGGCUCCGACGCGCCGUCGCCCUACAACGGCCUGCAGAGCAAGUUCUUCAACACCUUCGCCGCGCCCUUCACCAAGCGCGGCCUGCUGCUCAAGUUCCUGCUCCUCGGCGGCGGCUCGCUGCUCGCCUACGUCUCCGCCAGCGCCUCGCCGGACCUGCUCCCCAUCAAGAAGGGGCCCCAGCUGCCCCCCGUCCCCGGCCCACGCGGCAAGAUCUAAGCUCCAAUCAAGCUCUCUCCUUUCCCUUGCCUCCUCUUUGUACCAUGGAUCUUGAUCCCACUUCUAUCUUUGUGUAAUGUUGAUACUUGAUUCCUGUACUCCGCGUAUCAGUAAUUGAAACGAUGCUAGCUGCGUGCGUGAUGCAUAGUACUCUA